This is a messenger RNA of Mucor velutinosus, 684 nucleotides long. RefSeq lists its product as uncharacterized. The transcript has a single exon. The record is from RefSeq and is a predicted model, not a curated record. NCBI's taxonomy places the organism in Eukaryota, Fungi, Mucoromycota, Mucoromycetes, Mucorales, Mucoraceae. The coding region runs from base 1 to 684 and encodes 227 amino acids.
AUGCACAAUCCAUAUCUUAACGGAAUCGACGUCAAUGAAAACGCACCACAGAUAAACCAGCAGAUACCACAGACUAGCAAUUUAGAUCAGCAUGAUCCCUAUCGACCAGCGCCAUCGACGACUCGUAGAAAUGAAAAGCAUGUGCUUUACAUUGAUGAUUAUACGACAGAAGAAGAUCAUCCGCCGUCCUAUAGCAAAGCGCAAGAACAAGGACAAGAAGAAGCUUAUCAUAGCUCAGAUGUGGACAUGAGAGCACCAGCCAGAGGGUUUCCAGCGUCAACACCAGAUGCAAUUCCUUUAGACCCAUAUCAUGCACAGCUACCCUCCGAGCCAGAGACAGCUCCACUGAUGGAGACUGAUUCAGAUAGACACUCGCCACCAACAGCACCAUUAUCCGAUCGAAUAGAAGUUUGUGUAUACAAUCCUUUGGAUAGAUCCAGACGAGUACGACAUUGUUCUGUUACCAGGUUCAUUUUAGCUUUCGCCGUCUUUGUGGUGGGUGUGAUACUGAUGGCAACGGCACUCGCCACCAUUAAAUGCUAUAAUGAUGGAUGUAUGGAUGAUGUGGAUUGUGAGCGAUGCGAAAACACGACUAAGAAAGGAAUCCAGGCAGCUGGCUUCAGCUUCUUCAUCUUGGUUAGCCUUUGCAUUAUCUGGAGAUUCAUAAAAUACGCAGUGCUCUAA